AUGGCCAGAAACAAAUAUCUUGAACAUAUUGGCAAAGUAACGGUUUCACAUGAACUUGGACCAGAAAAAGGCACAAUCGAAUUCAAGCCAGGUACAACCUUUGGCGGUGAAGGAUUGCGAAAAAGGGUUGAGAUCCAAGUUAUGAAUGAUGAUGGUGAAGUACAAGCAACUGUGGUUGCCAAAUGGGAUAGCGGAUUAGUUCAGUCAGACACAGAUGAGUGGGUGUUUGAAGCCAAUCCAAUGCCUGAGUUUCCAUUGGAUUAUUAUGGCUUUAGUCAAUUUGCAAUCAAAUUGAACAAGAUCACCGAAGAUUUGAGACCUGAAUCAAGAUUGGCACCAACAGACUCAAGGUUAAGACCUGAUCAACUUCUGAUAGAAGAGGGGAAGAUUGACAAAGCUGCAGCCUUUCCGGGAUCUGAAGAUUGGAUUUAUAAGGGUGGUUAUUUUGAGAACAUUGAGAAAACAAAACCUGAAUGA
Molecule: messenger RNA, 477 nt
Organism: Melampsora larici-populina 98AG31
Lineage: Eukaryota; Fungi; Basidiomycota; Pucciniomycetes; Pucciniales; Melampsoraceae
Exons: 3
Coding region: 1-477 (158 amino acids)
Biological process (GO): exocytosis; endocytosis; piecemeal microautophagy of the nucleus
Cellular component (GO): plasma membrane; intracellular membrane-bounded organelle; perinuclear endoplasmic reticulum
Molecular function (GO): sterol binding
Source: RefSeq, a predicted model, not a curated record